AUGAUCGAAAAACCAUCCGUUACAGAGAAUCAAACGACGAGUUCAAGUGAAUAUCACUAUGAAUCUCAGAAAAUUGAGGAAUUUGAGAAAUCAAGCGCACCUUCCUACCGUUCAGAAAACCUCAAUCAGGAGGAAGAGAACCACAUCCAAGAAGGCACUCACCGUGGCUUAGAUGCUCGACACAUUCAAAUGAUUUCGUUGGGUGGUGCCAUUGGUACUGGCCUUUUCCUUAACUCUGGUGGCAAUAUCGCCGAGGCUGGCCCUGCUGGUGCUCUUAUUGCCUAUUGUGUUGUGGGCUUCAUGGUCUAUUGUAUCAUGACAUGUCUUGGUGAAAUGGCCACAUUUAUGCCUGUAUCUGGAUCUUUCAAUCACUAUGCUACUCGUUUCGUUGAACCUUCCCUUGGUUUUGCUCUGGGCUGGAACUAUUGGUUUUCUGCUGUUACAAUCGCUACUGAACUCGCUGCUGCUGCUACCAUUAUCAAAUUUUGGAAAGAAGUUUUGCCUGAUGCUGCCUGGUCGACCAUUUUCUUGGUCAUCAUUGUUGCAGUCAACUUUUUGAGCGUUAGAAUCUAUGGUGAACUCGAAUAUUGGUUUGCUCUGAUCAAAAUCGUCAUUGUCGUUGUAUUUAUCAUUGUUGCUAUCCUUGUUACUGCUGGUGCUGUUGGCAGUGGCACCAUUGGCUUCUCUUAUUGGAAUACUCCGGGCGCUUUCAAUAAUGGCGCUGUAGGUACUGUGAGUGUGCUCUUGUCAGCUGGUUUCUCAUUCCAGGGUACCGAAGUUGUUGGUAUCACUGCUGGUGAAGCAAAGAACCCUACAAAGACUGUACCUCGCGCUAUCCGUAAUACUUUCUGGCGUAUCAUCAUCUUUUACAUUUGUACCAUUUUGUUGAUCGGAAUGUGCGUUCCCUACGACAAUUCUGAUUUGCAAAACCCUGAUGGUGGACCUGGCACAGCCUCAUUCACCUUGGUCUUCAAGUUGGCUGGUAUUGAAGCUGGUGCUCAUGUCAUUAAUGCCAUUGUCCUCACCAGUGUCUUGUCUGCUUGUAACUCUUCCAUGUACACCACUUCUCGCACUCUUAUGGGUCUUGCUCGUGACAACAAUGCUCCUGCUUUCCUCGGCCGUGUUAACAAGUUUGGUGCUCCUUUCUGGGCUGUUGUCUUUUCAUCAGUUGUUGGUUUCGCCUGUGUCUUUGUUUCCAUUUACAGUGCUGAGCAAGCCUUCGUUUGGUUCUUGAGUAUCACUGCUGUCUCUGGUUUCAUUUCCUGGGCUGGUAUUGCCGGUGUCCACAUUCGUUUCCGCCGUGCUUACGUCCGUCAAGGUAGAAGCAUCGCUGAUCUUCCCUACAAGGCCAUGGGCUAUCCUUUCAGUGGUCUCUUUGCCACCAUCCUCUGUAUCUUGAUUAUUCUCGGCCAAGGUUAUGGUGCCUUUACUCCUGAAUUUGAUGCUGUCACUUUCUGUACUAAUUACAUUGGUAUUAUUCCCUUCUUCCUCUGCUACAUUGGCCACAAGAUUUACACCAGAGGCAAGGUUAUUCCUUUGGAAGAAGUUGACUUCGAAACUGGUCGUGUCACUCGAUUUGAUAUCGAAAAGGAUAACGAAGUAGAUGCUGACAUUCCUCGUUGGAAACGCAUCGUUGCAUGGAUUGUCUAA
This is a messenger RNA of Mucor velutinosus, 1650 nucleotides long. RefSeq lists its product as uncharacterized. Bases 1 to 1650 code for a protein of 549 amino acids. Gene Ontology annotation, molecular function: amino acid transmembrane transporter activity. Lineage: Eukaryota; Fungi; Mucoromycota; Mucoromycetes; Mucorales; Mucoraceae. Gene Ontology annotation, cellular component: membrane. The record is from RefSeq and is a predicted model, not a curated record. The transcript is spliced from 13 exons. Gene Ontology annotation, biological process: amino acid transmembrane transport.